CACACACACACACACACACACACACACACACUCACAUAGACACUCACGGCACUAUCGCCAACCUUUCAUCAGACGCACACUGAACAGUGUGAGCGAGUGCUGUUAUUGCCUAUCUCGGGAGCCUACGGAUCGAAGAGAGAAAAAGUGGGAGGGGCACUCAAACACUGACACACGCUCAUGCACACAUACACAGGCACCCAGAGUGCAGAGAGCUGCUCUAACCACUGGAUCCUCUCCUCAAAGACGCCGGCAUCCCUCUGGAAUAGCAAGAACGUAUUGAGUGCGUGUGGGUGUGUUUGUGUGGCAUUGUGUGUAGAAAUGAGUUUGGCUGCUUGGGUUUCUGCGCACUAUGUUAAUUGUUGUCAGUAGAUCUUUGACACAGUCUUUAGAUCUUUGACGCACUCAAGCGUUCCAAUCAGCGACACAGAUCCAGCCAAUACGCUGCUUGUGUGUGGGAGUGUGUUGACAUAUGUGUCUGUCGUAUUGAGUUACACUUUCGCCGUGCGUGUAGUAAGUCCUGGAUGCCUUUUUACCCUGGAGGAAGAAGACAUGUGAAAGCCAUGCCAUGGGACCCUCUAUCCUGGACGUGGAGCUGUAGUGGGACACGGUAGUGGUGUGUGUGUGUGUGUGUGUGUGUGUGUGUGUGUGUGUGUGUGUGUGUGUGUGUGUGUGUGUGUGUGUGUGCGUGUGUGUGUGUGUGUGUGUGUGUGUGUGCGUGUGUGUGUGCGUGUGUGCGUGUGUGCGUGUGUGUGUGUGUGACUGUGAGCGGGGCGGGUGGAGGAAGAGGAGGACGGGGUCAGGGGAAGGCUGAGGUCUCAAGAUGGGCAACAGCAUCCACAAGAAGAGAGCCCGUAGCGGUUUGCCGGAGUCGAACCUCAGCCCUGGUCCCAUCAGACCCAGGAGGAGCUUCUGGCUGCUGGGGCGUCCGGAGAAAGUAAAGACAGCCGGCCCCAGGAGGCAUGAGGAGCAGAAGGGGCUGUCGGUCCACUACCGGGCCUCCCAGCAUUACCCGGAGAACGUGUUCAUCGAGGGAAACCGCUCCCGCUACCUGGAGGACCUGCACACCGAGGCCCAGGAGGGCCUCAAGAUCCUGCAGCAGGAAGAACAUCUCAUCGAUGGAAGCUUCCCCGAUGAUCAAAGUGUUUCCUCCUCCAACACUCUCCGACCCGAGCAGGACCUCUACUCCCUGGACAGCGGCUGUUCCCCGGAGCACGGAGGAAUCAUCGCCGGGAAUUCAGUCACCACGCUAAGCACUGCUUCAGCCACGUCCACCAGACCUGUUCUCACCAGACAAGCUUCCACCUUCAAACCCCUGAACAGCACAGAUACCCUAAAGAAACCAGACAAGAGCACCAGGAAGAAGACCAGAAGGACCACCAUCAUGGGUAUACCCCAGCAGGUCCAGAGGGAGAUUGCACAACAGAGGAGCUCUACGUUCCAGCCCAUCGUGUCUCCCAACCUCACCAACGGCGACACGCAGGGCAACGACGGCCUAUCAGGAGUCCUCGUCAUCCCGACUAUCAAUGGAGAGACUCCAGUAGCCAAUCAGGAGGGAGCAAGGGUGAACCUAUCUGAUCUCGAGGUGUCCAGAGAGGACCAGCUGCUGAGGAAGCACCUCCAGGCAGUGUACCAGGAGGAGCAGCUCUCAACCCCCCAGGACCCUGGCUACCAUCUCAUGACAACCAUCAGCCAGAGACCCAAGUCUCUCGCUGUGCCUGGCAUUACCACUUCCUGCUCGGCAUUCAGCUUCCUCCAUGAGCCCCAGGGUCCGGUGAUGUCCAUCUCCCCCCAAGCCACCUACUUGUCUAAGAUCAUCCCCAACGCUGUGCUGCCAGCCUCCGUCGAGGUCAUCCAGAUCAGCCGCUGUGGAGGCCGACCCCUCGGCGGCCUGGGCCUCCACGGAGGCAGUGUUCGAGCAGUGAGCAAGAGCAGUCUCACGUCCGCGGACUCGUCGGUGAGCCCUGUCUCUUCACGGCGGUCCGACGGCGAGGGCUCCAACGCCGACAACUCCCAGACAUCCUCAACCGUGAUGGAGUCAAACUGCAGCCGGUCUCGGUCUUCUUCAGAGAUGACGACGACGACGACCAACACACACUCCACAAAGCAGAGUGGAGAGGUGGUGAACCCACAGACGAUGGUCGGGCUCGAGGUGCAGGGCAACCCUUCAUCAGAGCCCAACGGAGGGCAAGACCACGUGAGCGUGUGCAGCUCAAUGAGCUGGCUGAGCAGCCCCAGUGACAACCCCGGUAGCCCCGGUAUGGGCCAGGGGUCGGACUGUGAAGCUUCGGGGUCGGUGUCCGGUGGGGAAGACAUGAGGUGCAGUCAUUCCUUCACUCGUAAUCUGUCUGUUGUGAAGACCAAGCUGCCACCGGCACCCCCGCAGAGAACCAACUCUCUGCAUGGUAAUAAGGUGAGGAAGAACUCAAAACACCCGCUGGUUAUCAAAGAUCCCAUCGACUCUGUGACAGCGAGCGCUGAAAAUGAGCCAUCACAGACCGAUAUUCAGUGCGUCGUUUCUGAAAGCACUAAGGAAGAGCCUCAAUCCAUCUCGGUUGCUGUUCCCAUUUCUAGGAAUGAGGUCACAUCAUCACAAUCCUCCGUUUCCUUAAACCCUUUUCCCGACUCUAAUAGUGGGGUUGGAGAACCGUCAAACCCACCAUCAGUAUCCUCUUCCUCCCUACAGAAGACUCGCUCAGAGGGGAGCAACUCUGAAAGGACCAUGUCCCCUUCCAGUGGCUACUCCAGUAGGAGUGGCACCCCAACACUCUCCCCAAAAGGGAUCUCUCCGACAUCGCCCGACAAACAGAAGAAAAGACCGGUCAAGCCAGAACGAUCUGGAUCUCGGGCCUCAUCAUCGCCAGCCUCUCCCUCAUCCUCCCUCACCUCUCUCUCGUCUACUUCCUCUGAUCCAACCAAUCAAGAGGUCUCGGUCAAUAUCCCCUGUACAGCUCAGCAGGACUCGCCGCCUUCAACCGAGAAGUUCACACAAGUUUGUUUUUCUCCUUUGUUUGCCGACCGAGAGGUGUUCAACAUCCCCCCGCCUCCGAAGGUCAAAGCUCCAUGUGCCCCGCCCCCAGAUGUGUGGGCUCACAACAAACGCAGCGUGGAGCUCCUUCUUGGCCCUCCCUCAUACAGCAGUAGACCAGUGUCCACAAAGACAUGCUCCUCACAGACGACGGAAACGCAGGCUGAAGCCAACCAUGGGGCCAUCACUGUGGACGUCAUGCAAACACCAGAAAGCCAUGAAGCGGUCCCCCAUGAGAAGUCCCUGUUAGAGGACAUUUUGGAGACUGUUACCAAGGGGCUUGAUAGCAAAGCAGGAAGCUGUUCAGCCCCAGAGGAAGUAGAUCCAACAACAGAUGUCCAAUGGGAGGAGCAGAGUAGCAGCCCAGCAAUAAAGGACACAGAAAGUCAGGAGAAGACAAUGAAGAAGCAGCCGCCUCCUGUCAUGAAGAAAACCACAGCACCAGGAACGAUCCGGGAUGAAUUGUUAUCAAGAAAGAUGCCGAUAGAAGAACCACCGCAGCAGCAGACAGAAUGUAGUGAUGCGAGAGACGAUGUUGUUCGCAGGCAGGAUCCCACACCUGCACCACAGCCUGACAUUCAAGUCAGUCGCAGUGAGGAGGAAACACUCGCAGCCAUGCAGACACCAACCGAAGCAACCUCCAACGCUACGAAGAAAGUCGACAAGGGCUCGCCUCCUCCUUCCCCACCCCCUGCCUACCACCCCACACCUCCUCCCUCCAGAAAGACACCUCCCUCGCCAAUAUCCCUCCCAUCCUCAGUGGUGUUAGAAGGAGUACAGGAGGAGGCCCACACCAUCGAGACCUGUUGGCCACCGCCUCCUCCACCUCCUCUAGAAGGGGACAUGGGCUUUGAAGGAGGAGAUGAAGUGGACUUCCCUCCACCUCCGCCAUUCGUGACAGAAGUUCUGCCAGACGUGAUCCACGGAUGCAUCGCAGCCACAAAGGGCCCAGAGCAACCAGGUGCAGCUUUAGAAGAGGCUAAACUGACGACAGAAAAUUCCUGCAGUAGGGAAGGGCAAAAGAACGAAGAAGAAGUUAUGUCCGUCAAUAUGCCUGCAGAUGAAGAAAGGAGCGCGCUAGAGGGGGCUGCGACAUGUCGUGACAUUAACUGCAUUGACUUGGACAACAAUCUGUUACAGGACGUUUUGCCUCUGUCAGAGGAUGUGCCACCUCCUCAAAAGGAGGCUACCUCCACUCUACCAACGACUUUAGAGAUACCACUGUCGAACCCUAAUCUAGUGCCCUUGAGCAGUGUUUCCCCUGCACUUUUAUCGGCUCCAACGGAGGAUCAUAUCAGUGCCCCCUUUUCACCUCCAACGAUUGUCCCACAAGCCCCUUCUCCACCAGCCGAAAAUAAAUAUCCCGGUGUCAAUUUCAGAAGGCAGCCGAGUCAAGCAAACAGAGACACAAGAAGCAAAGAAAUCCUUUCACGCCACAAAAGCGUACCCAUUCCCAAAGAGGACGCCAACAUCCCACUUGUCACGCCUUCUCUGCUUCAGAUGGUUCGCCUCAGAACGGUCAGCAUGGCUGAAGAUGAAAUGAACGCCGGCCAAACAGAAGACCACAACAUGCCCUCGAACGAGGGGCUGAAGUCGGCCCAGAACAACUGCCCAGUCCCAACCUCAGGGCAGCAAACUACUCCCCAAAAGCCUGUUCGCAAGUCGUUGUCUUACAAAUCAACACACACGAAAACGUCUGCGGUCACUCUUCACUCCCCCUCGAUGCGGCUACAGGAGGCCAUCCGCAUGAAGACCGCGGCAAUGUCUUCGAGGGACUGCCUGCCCUCCAGACUCGGUUCCCGAUUGCCGAUGAGUAGCGGCCUCGGUGAAUCAGGGACCUUUGACCCACUCAGGUCCUCGGCCUCCACUGCUAGCUUCAUCUUCUCCAAGAGCACAAAAAAGGUUGUGAUCGGGACGGCGACCUCUGCCGAAGCCCACGCCGGCCUGAAGCAGAGCCUGGCGGCCGAGCUGAUGCAGGUCACGGAACGAACCAAAGACGCCACUGUACACAACUUGGAGGUGAAGUGGGAUAAAGUCCCACCACCAGUGGCCAAGAAACCAGCGCAUGGAAGCCCCGCUCGUGCAAACCAUCGAGAAUUGAGAACGGAGGAGAACACAGGAGAAAAUGGAGGAGGGGCAACCGCACCACCUGAAGGACACGGAAUAUCUUCGGCGGAAACGACUACAACCACUGUGACGUCGGACACAAUAGAAACACUUUUUUAAGAAAGUGACAUCCUGUUAGAAAUCAAAGACUAAACAAGAUGGUGGUUGGAGAAAGCAAGUACUACCAGUGGAAGAGAAACGUCAGCAGCAGACAAAAUGUCAGCCUUCAAGAUUGUGACAUUUAGCUUAGCUAUCUGAGGUUUUGUGUGUGGAAAGUCUUUUUAAAAGCCUUAGCCUGAAUUGGCCCUUGUUUAUAUUUAUGCAAAAAAUGUCUCGGCCCAAGUUUCUUAUCAUAGCUUUAUGUGAAAUAUUUUUAUAAAAUAGAUUAUCUCUUGUAUUAAGGCCCCUCAGGAUGACAUGGUGUGUUGAUGCUGGACUGUACAUAGUUGAUUUGACAAAACAGCGCCUCCCUGAGGAUUACCUAGGUAGUGGACACUGCAGUUCAGAGAACAGAAGAAGUGUGUUAAAUGUACAGAUGCAGAUUGAUUUGUGCAUAACAGUGUUAUGCACAAAGGAAAGUGCAUAGCAAAGGAAAAGUCACUCAAAAGCCAUAAUCAUUCCCCAAUCAAGGUUUAAUCUUUUGUUUUACUUUACCAUUUGUUAUUGAUUAGACUAAAACCAAUUAAGUCACCAUCACUCAAGUUAUUCCUAAUUUCAAUACAAAAAGUAGAUGGUGUUAAUAUACAAAAUCAGAGGAAGAUAAAUUUCUUCAUCCACAAUACGUUUCAAUUUGUUCUCCUGCACAAUCAAAAAUGUUUUUACAAGACGUUAUUUAUUAAGAGUUGUAUGAUCUAGGUCACUUGUUUUACACAUUUCCCCAGUCAUAACAUUUAUUUUCAACCCCAGUCUUUGGCCAUGUUAAAGAAUGAAUUGGUCUGAAAUGAUUGAAACACUGGACUAAAUCUAUUAUAUACUAAAGUUGAGUUGUUAUUUGCCCAAGACUAUUCUGUACAAUAUAGCUAAUAACUUUAUUUGCACAAGAAUCCCCUUUAUGAGGUUUCCGACCAAGACAAAGACUAUCUUCUUACGGAGUCACAAAUUGAAUAUUCAAAAGAAUAAUGUACAGUUAUUACUUCUAUAAACUUUAUUACAAAUA
Messenger RNA from Gadus morhua (Atlantic cod), 6287 nucleotides. RefSeq names its product NHS like 3 (gene nhsl3). NCBI's taxonomy places the organism in Eukaryota, Metazoa, Chordata, Actinopteri, Gadiformes, Gadidae. Gene Ontology annotation, biological process: cell differentiation. The transcript has 9 exons. Bases 821 to 5251 code for a protein of 1476 amino acids. The record is from RefSeq and is a predicted model, not a curated record.